Messenger RNA from Canis lupus familiaris (dog), 5385 nucleotides. It is a transcript of the gene KIF1A, whose product is annotated as kinesin family member 1A. Gene Ontology annotation, molecular function: ATP binding; microtubule binding; microtubule motor activity. Gene Ontology annotation, biological process: microtubule-based movement. The record is from RefSeq and is marked validated. NCBI's taxonomy places the organism in Eukaryota, Metazoa, Chordata, Mammalia, Carnivora, Canidae.
AUGGCCGGGGCCUCGGUGAAGGUGGCGGUGCGCGUCCGCCCCUUCAAUUCCCGAGAGAUGAGCCGAGACUCCAAGUGCAUCAUCCAGAUGUCCGGGAGCACCACCACCAUCGUUAACCCCAAACAGCCCAAGGAGACACCCAAGAGCUUCAGCUUCGACUACUCCUACUGGUCACACACCUCGCCCGAGGACAUCAACUACGCGUCGCAGAAGCAGGUGUACCGCGACAUCGGCGAGGAGAUGCUGCAGCACGCCUUCGAGGGCUACAACGUGUGCAUCUUCGCCUACGGGCAGACCGGGGCCGGCAAGUCCUACACCAUGAUGGGCAAGCAGGAGAAGGACCAGCAGGGCAUCAUCCCGCAGCUCUGCGAGGACCUGUUUUCCCGUAUCAAUGACACGACCAAUGACAACAUGUCCUACUCUGUAGAGGUGAGCUACAUGGAGAUUUACUGUGAGCGAGUCCGUGACCUCCUGAACCCCAAGAACAAGGGGAAUCUGCGCGUGCGAGAGCACCCGCUGCUGGGGCCCUACGUGGAGGACCUCUCCAAGCUGGCCGUCACCUCCUACAAUGACAUCCAGGACCUCAUGGACUCAGGGAACAAGGCCAGGACCGUGGCCGCCACGAACAUGAAUGAAACCAGUAGCCGCUCCCACGCCGUCUUCAACAUCAUCUUCACCCAGAAGCGCCACGACGCGGAGACCAACAUCACCACGGAGAAGGUGAGCAAGAUCAGCCUGGUGGACCUGGCGGGCAGCGAGCGGGCUGACUCCACGGGCGCCAAGGGCACGCGUCUCAAGGAGGGCGCCAACAUCAACAAGUCCUUGACCACGCUGGGGAAGGUCAUCUCCGCUCUGGCCGAGAUGGACUCCGGGCCCAACAAGAACAAGAAGAAGAAGAAGACCGAUUUCAUUCCCUACAGAGACUCCGUGCUGACCUGGCUCCUCCGGGAAAAUCUGGGCGGGAACUCGAGGACGGCGAUGGUGGCGGCCCUGAGCCCCGCGGACAUCAACUACGACGAGACGCUGAGCACGCUGAGGUACGCCGACCGGGCCAAGCAGAUCCGCUGUAACGCCGUCAUCAAUGAGGACCCCAACAACAAGCUGAUCCGUGAGCUCAAGGACGAGGUGACCCGGCUGCGGGACCUGCUGUACGCCCAGGGUCUCGGGGACAUCACCGACAUGACCAACGCCCUGGUGGGCAUGAGCCCCUCGUCCUCGCUCUCGGCCCUGUCCAGCCGCGCCGCCUCCGUGUCCAGCCUGCACGAGCGCAUCUUGUUUGCCCCGGGCAGCGAGGAGGCCAUCGAAAGGCUGAAGGAGACGGAGAAGAUCAUAGCCGAGCUCAACGAGACCUGGGAGGAGAAGCUGCGGCGGACGGAAGCCAUCCGGAUGGAGAGGGAGGCCCUGCUGGCCGAGAUGGGCGUGGCCAUGAGGGAGGAUGGCGGCACGCUGGGGGUGUUUUCUCCCAAAAAGACACCACAUCUUGUCAACCUGAAUGAGGACCCCUUGAUGUCCGAGUGUCUCCUGUACUACAUCAAGGAUGGCAUCACCAGAGUGGGCCGGGAGGAUGCGGAGCGGCGGCAGGACAUCGUCCUGAGUGGGCACUUCAUCAAGGAGGAGCACUGCGUCUUCCGGAGCGAUUCCCGAGGGGGCAGUGAAGCCGUGGUGACCCUGGAGCCCUGCGAGGGCGCAGACACCUAUGUCAAUGGCAAGAAAGUCACGGAGCCUAGCAUCCUGCGGUCAGGCAACCGCAUCAUCAUGGGAAAGAGCCACGUGUUCCGGUUCAACCACCCCGAGCAGGCGAGGCAGGAGCGCGAGCGCACGCCCUGCGCAGAGACGCCCGCCGAGCCCGUGGACUGGGCCUUCGCCCAGCGUGAGCUGCUGGAGAAGCAGGGCAUUGACAUGAAGCAGGAGAUGGAGCAGAGGCUCCAGGAGCUGGAGGACCAGUACCGCCGCGAGAGGGAGGAGGCCACGUACCUGCUGGAGCAGCAGAGGCUGGACUACGAGAGCAAGCUGGAGGCCCUGCAGAAGCAGAUGGACUCCAGGUACUACCCUGAGGUGAACGAGGAGGAGGAAGAGCCGGAGGACGAAGUCCAGUGGACGGAGAGGGAGUGUGAGCUGGCGCUCUGGGCCUUCCGGAAGUGGAAGUGGUACCAGUUCACGUCGCUGCGGGACCUGCUGUGGGGCAACGCCAUCUUCCUCAAGGAAGCCAACGCCAUUAGCGUGGAGCUCAAGAAGAAGGUCCAGUUCCAGUUUGUCCUCCUCACCGACACGCUCUACUCCCCGCUGCCGCCGGACCUGCUGCCCCCAGAGGCCGCCAAAGACCGGGAGACUCGCCCCUUCCCGCGCACCAUCGUGGCCGUGGAGGUCCAAGACCAGAAGAACGGGGCCACCCACUACUGGACGCUGGAGAAGCUCAGGCAGCGCCUGGACCUGAUGCGGGAGAUGUACGACCGGGCGGCAGAGGUGCCCUCCAGUGUCAUCGAGGACUGUGACAACGUGGUGACGGGCGGAGACCCCUUCUACGACCGCUUUCCCUGGUUCCGGCUGGUGGGCAGGGCCUUCGUCUACCUGAGCAACCUGCUGUACCCUGUCCCCCUGGUGCACCGCGUGGCCGUCGUCAGCGAGAAGGGAGAGGUGAAGGGCUUCCUCCGCGUGGCCGUGCAGGCCACCUCAGCCGACGAAGAGGCCCCCGACUAUGGCUCUGGCGUCCGACAGUCCGGCACGGCCAGAAUCUCCUUUGACGACCAGCAUUUUGAAAAGUUCCAGUCUGAGUCCUGCCCCGUGGUGGGGAUGUCCCGCUCGGGGACCUCCCAGGAAGAGCUGCGCAUCGUGGAGGGUCAGGGCCAGGGUGCAGACACCGGGCCCUCGGCCGACGAGGUCAACAACAACACCUGCUCAGCCGUGCCCCCGGAAGGCCUCCUGGACAGCCCCGAGAAGGCCGCCACAGAUGGGCCUCUGGACGCCGCCCUGGACCACCUGCGCCUGGGCAGCACCUUCACCUUCCGCGUGACUGUCCUGCAGGCGUCCAGCAUCUCCGCCGAAUACGCCGACAUUUUCUGCCAGUUCAACUUCAUCCACCGCCACGACGAGGCCUUCUCCACGGAGCCCCUCAAGAACACAGGGAGGGGCCCCCCGCUCGGCUUCUACCACGUCCAGAACAUCGCAGUGGAGGUGACCAAGUCCUUCAUCGAGUACAUCAAGAGCCAGCCCAUCGUGUUCGAGGUCUUCGGCCACUACCAGCAGCACCCGUUCCCGCCCCUCUGCAAGGAUGUGCUCAGCCCCCUGAGGCCCUCGCGCCGCCACUUCCCGAGGGUCAUGCCGCUGUCCAAGCCAGUGCCUGCCACCAAGCUCAGCACGCUAGCGCGACCCUGCCCUGGGCCCUGCCACUGCAAGUACGACCUGCUGGUCUACUUUGAGAUCUGUGAGCUGGAGGCCAACGGCGAUUACAUUCCCGCAGUGGUGGACCACCGUGGCGGGAUGCCGUGCAUGGGGACCUUCCUGCUGCACCAGGGCAUCCAGAGACGGAUCACCGUGACGCUGCUGCACGAGACGGGCAGCCACAUCCGCUGGAAGGAAGUUCGAGAGCUGGUCGUGGGUCGGAUCCGAAACACUCCCGAAACCGAUGAGUCCCUGAUCGACCCCAACAUCUUGUCGCUCAACAUCCUCUCCUCCGAUUAUAUCCACCCGGCCCAGGACGACCGGACCUUCUACCAAUUCGAGGCUGCGUGGGACAGCUCCAUGCACAACUCUCUCCUGCUCAACCGGGUCACCCCGUACCGAGAGAAGAUCUACAUGACUCUCUCAGCUUACAUUGAGAUGGAGAACUGCACUCAGCCGGCCGUCAUCACCAAGGACUUCUGCAUGGUCUUCUACUCUCGGGACGCCAAGCUGCCCGCUUCCCGCUCCAUCCGCAACCUGUUUGGCAGCGGGAGCCUCCGGGCCUCGGAGAGCAACCGCGUGACGGGCGUGUACGAGCUCAGCCUGUGCCAUGUGGCCGACGCCGGCAGCCCAGGGAUGCAGCGGCGGCGGCGGCGCGUGCUGGAUACAUCCGUGGCCUACGUGCGGGGCGAGGAGAACCUGGCGGGCUGGAGGCCGCGGAGUGACAGCCUCAUCCUGGACCACCAGUGGGAGCUGGAGAAGCUGAGUCUCCUGCAGGAGGUUGAGAAGACCAGACACUACCUUCUGCUGCGGGAGAAGCUGGAGACCACCCAGCGGCCCGGCCCUGAGGCGCCGUCCCCCGCCUCCAGCGAGGACUUGGGGUCCCAUGGCUCCUCCAGCCCCUCGUCCCCGCUCUCAGCCGAGGGCCGCCCGUCGCCUCUGGAGACUCCCAAUGAGAGGCAGCGGGAGCUGGCUGUCAAGUGCUUACGCCUCCUCACGCACACGUUCAACCGAGAGUACACCCACAGCCACGUCUGCAUCAGUGCCAGCGAGAGCAAGCUCUCCGAGAUGUCUGUCACCCUGCUUCGGGACCCAUCCAUGUCCCCGCUGGGGGCGGCCACCCUCACCCCCUCCUCCACCUGCCCCUCUCUGGUCGAAGGGCGGUACGGAGCCGCUGAGCUGAGGACCCCCCAGCCCUGCUCCCGGCCCGCCAGCCCAGAGCCUGAGCCUGUGCCAGAGGCAGAUUCCAAGAAGCUUCCCUCCCCUGCUCGGGCUGCGGAGGCCGACAAGGAGCCCCAGCGCCUGCUGGUUCCCGACAUCCAGGAGAUCCGGGUCAGCCCCAUCGUGUCUAAGAAGGGCUACCUGCACUUCCUGGAGCCGCACACGGCCGGCUGGGCCAAGCGCUUCGUGGUGGUACGGCGGCCCUACGCCUACCUGUACAACAGCGACAAGGACUCCGUGGAGAGGUUCGUGCUCAACCUGUCCACCGCGCAGGUGGAGUACAGCGAGGACCAGCAGGCCAUGCUCAAGACGCCCAACACGUUCGCCGUGUGCACGGAGCACCGCGGCAUCCUGCUGCAAGCCAACAGCGACAAGGACAUGCACGACUGGCUGUACGCCUUCAACCCGCUCCUGGCCGGGACCAUACGGUCCAAGCUCUCCAGAAGGCGGUCUGCCCAGAUGAGGGUGUGAGCCGGAGCCCUCCCGCCACAGCCAGCAGGCCGGCCCCCCCCCAGCCCUCAUCACCACCCGUCAUGUCACGCGCCCAGCCUGCCCCCACCAGCCAGCCAGCGAGUCCCCUCUUGGGGGACAACGCGCCGGGCCCCGCGAGCGCCACCUCUGGCCCGGGGACCUGCGCCACACGACCUGUCCUGCUCCCAGCAGAGGCCGCGUCUGUUCUUUAUUCUUUCCGAGCGAGCCCUGGGUGGGAAGAGCUGGGAGGUGCUGGAAAGGCCAGAGGGCACAAGUCACAGGGGCAUCGCUGCCGUUCUAAUAUUUUUUUAAGCA